AUGGCAAAUGAAUAGAGAGAUACAAAAAUAGUUGAAUUAUUUUAGGAAUAUUAAUAAGAUUAAGAUUUAAAUGGUUUUAUUUCAGCUGUUAAGAAGUUAAGCUAAUAAGAUUAGAUUAAAAAAUAGUUUGAAGAUUUGUUAAAAAAAUUGUAAAAGGAAGGACAAUUAAAAAUAGAUGAUUAUAUGUUAUACGUAAUAAAUUAGAGAAUAAAUGAAUAAAGAAUAAAAGGUGUUUUUGAAUUAUAUCUCUUUAACAAAAAUAUAGAGGAUUUUGUUGAAAGUAUAAAAAGCAUUUCUAAAUUGUUGUAAUAAGGUAAUAUAAAUAAAUUUAUAAUAUAGAGUUAAUUCUUUAAACUUUGAAUUAGUUUGAAAGAGAAAAGUUAUUAGAUGAAAGAAAAUUAUCAAUAUUAAGAGAAAAAGCGUAUGAUUAUCACAAGGAUUAUCAAAAGUUAUUAGGAGCAUUUUCGCUUUAUUUUGAAUAAGCAUAGACAGAUUAAGAGGAAGCUAAAAAAGAGAUUUUAGAAACUUUAAAUCUAUUUAAUUGA
Paramecium sonneborni is the source of this 545-nucleotide messenger RNA. The record is from the annotation of a GenBank genome assembly. NCBI's taxonomy places the organism in Eukaryota, Ciliophora, Oligohymenophorea, Peniculida, Parameciidae.